Molecule: messenger RNA, 981 nt
Organism: Penicillium robsamsonii
Lineage: Eukaryota; Fungi; Ascomycota; Eurotiomycetes; Eurotiales; Aspergillaceae
Exons: 4
Coding region: 1-981 (326 amino acids)
Source: RefSeq, a predicted model, not a curated record
AUGUUUCGGCCCAAGAUCCACCCACGUACACUAGCGGUUAUGCCGCAAGAUCGCCAGUGGGCUCUACUGGCAAAUGAUAAGAGGGAACCUCAGACUUCCAGAUCAGUUUCCGAUUUCCUGAAUCAAAGAUCCGAGACUACAAAGACGAUCUGGAUUAUAUCCAGUGUGCCCAUGGAAGGGCUUCUUGAGGCAUCAGACGCCAAUGCGCUCACCGGCCCUGAGUACGUUACGGCUCUACAGCCUCUCUUGAAGUCGGCCAGAUCGGCCUCACGGGAGCUAAAAGCCCUCUCACGUCAACGCGAGAUACUCGGAGAAGGUCUUGAAGAGCAAGUGAUGGUCAAGCGACAGCGGCAAGGAGAGCUAGAUGUCGAAAUACUGGAGAGAGCGUACAUCGAUACCAUACCACCAAAGGUUAUGUUGGCCACGGCUAAACUGCUCAAGAACAAAAAGUUUGAUCCCGCGAAUAUCAAACCAGCCCAGCUAGUUCUAAAACGCCUCAGCGGUGAUGGGAUUGCGCACCUAUUUGGGGUGGAAACGCUCUUGUUAUCCGACACAAGCAAUGGCAACUACUCAUUACCAACUACUCAUUACCCUCAGACCGAUCCAGAUUGGGCUCCUUCGCGUUGGAAAUGUGUGUUGACGGAUGAAGCCAUCCGCCACCUUACGGCGAUUACAACGCCCAGUCGUUCCUGGAGAUGGAACGAGCUUGAGUUUCGUUCUGAUGCCAGACCCGCAAAGCGCUUUUUGUACUUUCGCUUCAUUGUCACAUACAUCUUUUGCAAGAAUCGAGGUCAAGUCACAUUCACGGACAAGGUUGAGGCGGCCCACCAAUUCUGGCCAACACCAGGCCCUUAUCUCAGAAAGGCAAUGCUGCGGACGUUGGCCAGAAACAUUUCAGGUCACCAGCUACCCGAGAACAUGGUGGAAGACCAGACUUUCGAGGAUUUGGAGCACGUUGAGGGAGAGGCCCAGUUUAUAUAG